AUGACUACACCAAAGAGCACAGCCUUUGCUCUCAGCUUGAUUGGUGCCACCACAUCCUUUGUCUCGGGAUUUUUUGCGCCCUUGGUACGUGUGCUGGAAGCCAACUGGGGAUUUCGACGCACCAUCUUGUUGGGAAUUUGCCUCGUCAGUGGUGGUCUUAUUGCAUCAGGAUGGGCACAUCAAGUAUGGCAUCUCUAUUUGUCACAAAGUCUUUGUUUUGGACUCGGCUAUUCCAUCUUCUUUUUGGUAAUUUCGAAAACGGUGCCAGAAUGGUUCAGCCAUCGACGUACAACCGCCAUGGGCAUUGUUAUGAGUAGCGGUGGGCUUGGUGGACUCACAUUCCCCUUUGUCAUUACACCUUUGAAUGAAACCUUGGGCGUAUCAUGGACAUUUCGUAUCCUUGGUGCAGCCUUCCUUGGUAUCAACCUCUUGGCCAGCUUCCUCGUCAAGCCCAAACCACAAAAAUCAUUGCCUUCGACCACCACCUUGGCUUCAGUGCCAUCCAUUAAAUCCUUUAGUAGUAUGAUCCGCUUCAAGUUACUCAAGGCAAACGUCAACCUCAGCUUGUGGUGUAUUGCCGCUUUCUUGCAAGUCGUGUACAUGAACAUCCCAUUGUAUUUUUUGCCAUCCUACGCCACGCAACUCGGAUUGUCAACUACACAAGGAUCAUCCCUGGUUUCUAUUACAGCGGGUGCAACCUUCAUAGGCCGCCUUGCCGUGGGUGCAUUAGCCGAUCGUAUUGGCAACAUGAAUGCAUGCAUGAUCUUUAGCGUAAUUAGUGGUGCUGCCUGCUUUUGCAUUUGGACCGUUGCUUAUGACUACGCAACGCUUAUUGGCUUUGCUGUUGUUUUUGGAUUAUUUGGUGGAUCGUAUCUCACUACCAUGCCACCAAUCGUUCAAUCCAUUGUCCCUGAACAAUUUCCUGAAGGGUUAGCACUGGUGACAUUCGUCACAAGCCCUGCUUACGCUGGACCAUCCGUGGCUAGCAGCCUUGAGAACAUCAGUCAAUGGGAACCAUUUCUUGUAUACAAGGUGUUUUGUGGAUCGGUUUGCAUUGCCAGUGCCCUUUUAAUCUUGGCACUAAAGAUACGUAUCCAUGGUCGACACUUGCUGGCCAAGGUUUAA
Molecule: messenger RNA, 1125 nt
Organism: Lichtheimia ornata
Lineage: Eukaryota; Fungi; Mucoromycota; Mucoromycetes; Mucorales; Lichtheimiaceae
Exons: 7
Coding region: 1-1125 (374 amino acids)
Biological process (GO): transmembrane transport
Molecular function (GO): transmembrane transporter activity
Source: RefSeq, a predicted model, not a curated record